AUGGAAGCUAAGAACUCAAAAUUACGUAGUCUUACGCAGCAGCGCCUUCAACGCUCAACCAACUCCAAACACAUGGAAAAUCCAAGCCAACUUUCCGGCAUCUCUGCCUCAAUUCUGUUACGAUUUCAGUUUUCAACUCACUCAAAUUUGAAAUCCGAACCUAAAUUUGAAGCUCUCGCGAGAGUAAUUUUUCUGUUGAGGGAAAAAACAAAUAUAGUAUCAGAGAACUUAAUUUCCGAUCGAGAAUCAUCGUAGGUUUAAUUAUCUCUUCAGUUUUAAAAUGUACGGCGGCGGCGGAGGCGGCGAGGAGGAGGCGUACGCGGCGGCGGAGGUGGACGACGGAGCGGACGAGAUAUCGCAGGAGGACACGUGGACGGUGAUCAGCUCGUAUUUUGAGGAGAAGGGUUUGGUGAGGCAGCAAUUGGACUCGUUCGACGAGUUCAUACAGAACACCAUGCAGGAGAUUGUCGACGAGUCCGCACACAUCGAGAUCCGACCCGAAUCGCAGCACAAUCCCGGUCGGAGCUCUGAAUUCGCCGAGACAAUCUACAGGAUCAGCUUCGGCCAGAUAUACCUGAGCAAGCCGAUGAUGACAGAGUCCGAUGGAGAGACGAACACUCUGUAUCCGAAAGCAGCAAGGCUGAGGAACUUGACAUAUUCGUCCCCAUUGUACGUUGAUGUCACAAAACGAGUCAUAAGGAAAGGGUAUGACUGUGAGGAGGUGAUAGAGACUCAAGAGUUCACCAAAAUUUUCAUUGGGAAGGUGCCUAUAAUGCUUCGUUCGAGCUACUGCAGUUUGUACAAUCUGUCCGAGAAGGACUUGAUGGAGAUGGGGGAGUGCCCUUAUGAUCAAGGCGGUUACUUCAUCAUCAAUGGAAGCGAGAAGGUCCUCAUUGCGCAGGAGAAGAUGAGCACCAACCACGUCUAUGUGUUCAAGAAGCGCCAGCCGAAUAAGUAUGCUUACGUGGCUGAGGUUAGGUCCAUAGCCGAGGCGCAGAACAAGGCGCCUAGUGGCAUGUUUGUGAGGAUGCUCUCUAGACCUGGUGCAAAAGGGGGCUCAUCCGGGCAGUACAUACGUGCUACGCUCCCAUACAUCAGGACUGAAGUGCCUAUCAUAAUUGUUUUUCGCGCUUUGGGGUUUAUUCCGGAUAAGGAAAUCUUGGAACAUAUCUGCUAUGACUUCAAUGAUGCACAGAUGAUGGAGCUGCUUAGGCCGUCGUUGGAAGAGGCAUUUGUGAUUCAAAACCAACAGGUAGCGCUUGAUUAUAUUGGCAAGAGAGGAUCCACUGUUGGUGUUACAAAAGAAAAAAGAAUUAAGUAUGCUAGAGAAAUACUCCAAAGGGAAAUGCUUCCACAUGUUGGCAUCGGAGAGGGGCAUGAACACAAGAAAGCUUACUAUUUCGGAUAUGUUGUUCACAGGCUUUUGAUUUGUGCACUUGGACGAAGGGCAGAAGAUGAUCGCGAUCAUUAUGCAAACAAGAGGCUCGACCUUGCUGGCUCCUUACUGGGCGGUCUGUUUCGGAUGCUAUUCAGAAAGCUAACGAGGGACGUUAGAUCCUACGUUCAAAAGAGUGUUGAUAAUGGGAAGGAUGUAAAUUUGCAAUUUGCAAUCAAAGCAAAAACUGUCACAAGUGGGCUUAAAUACUCUCUUGCUACUGGGAAUUGGGGGCAAGCAAAUGCAGCUGGAACUAGAGCAGGAGUGUCUCAGGUGCUCAAUCGUUUAACAUUUGCUUCAACACUUUCCCAUCUGAGAAGACUGAACUCGCCUAUUGGCCGUGAGGGCAAACUGGCUAAGCCGCGUCAGCUGCAUAACUCGCAUUGGGGUAUGAUGUGCCCUGCAGAAACACCUGAAGGCCAAGCAUGUGGGCUGGUGAAGAACCUUGCACUUAUGGUCUAUAUAACAGUUGGAUCAGCAGCAAAUCCGAUUCUGGAGUUUUUGGAUGAGUGGGGUACAGAGAAUUUUGAGGAAAUAUCACCAGCAGUGAUUCCUCAAGCCACAAAAACAUUUGUGAAUGGUUGCUGGGUUGGUAUUCACCGUCAGCCCGAGCUGCUGGUGAGGACUCUCCGGCAGCUAAGGAGACAGGUUGAUGUGAACACGGAAGUUGGAAUUGUCCGUGACAUACGCCUCAAGGAGCUUCGUCUGUACACAGACUAUGGCCGGUGCAGUCGCCCCUUGUUCAUCGUCGAGCAGCAGAGGUUGCACAUAAAGAAGAGUGACAUUCUUGCCCUGCAGCAAAGAGAAACCCCCGAAGAGUACGGUUGGAACGACCUUGUUAGGAAAGGAUUCAUCGAGUAUGUUGACACAGAAGAGGAGGAGACGACGAUGAUAUCAAUGACAGUAAAUGAUCUUGUACGCUCGAGGCGUAAUCCAGAUGAUGCAUAUUCGGAGACGUACACGCACUGUGAGAUCCACCCUUCGUUGAUAUUAGGCGUCUGUGCUUCAAUCAUACCGUUUCCUGAUCACAACCAGUCGCCUCGUAACACUUAUCAGUCUGCAAUGGGGAAACAAGCAAUGGGAAUCUAUGUCACCAAUUACCAACUAAGAAUGGAUACUCUGGCAUAUGUGCUUUACUAUCCGCAGAAGCCUCUUGUCACAACGCGUGCUAUGGAGCAUCUGCAUUUCAGGCAGCUCCCAGCAGGCAUUAACGCCAUUGUCGCCAUUGCCUGCUACUCUGGUUAUAACCAGGAAGAUUCUGUGAUCAUGAACCAGUCUUCUAUAGAUCGAGGGUUCUUUCGUUCUUUGUUCUUCCGUUCGUAUAGAGACGAAGAGAAGAAGAUGGGAACACUAGUGAAGGAGGAUUUCGGGCGUCCGAAUAGGGACAGCACCAUGGGAAUGCGGCAUGGAUCUUAUGACAAAUUAGAUGAUGAUGGCUUUGCACCUCCUGGAACUAGAGUCUCCGGCGAUGAUGUGAUUAUUGGCAAGACAACACCAGUUACACAAGAAGAAGCUCAGGGAAAAUCAGCAAGAUUCACUAGCAAGGAUCACAGCACUAGUUUACGCCAUAGUGAAACUGGCAUUGUUGAUCAGGUUCUGCUGACGACGAAUGCCGAUGGACUGAGGUUUGUGAAGAUUCGGAUGCGAUCAGUUCGAAUCCCACAAAUCGGAGACAAGUUCAGCAGCAGACAUGGGCAGAAGGGAACAAUUGGAAUGACCUACACACAAGAAGACAUGCCAUGGACAAUUGAAGGCAUCACUCCUGACAUAAUUGUGAACCCUCACGCCAUUCCUUCUCGGAUGACGAUCGGGCAGCUUAUCGAAUGCAUCAUGGGCAAGGUCGCGGCUCACAUGGGCAAGGAAGGCGACGCCACCCCCUUCACCGAUGUCACUGUGGACAACAUAAGCCAAGCCCUACACAAGUGUGGCUACCAGAUGCGCGGUUUCGAGACGAUGUACAACGGGCACACGGGGCGCGUGCUGACGGCGAUGAUAUUCCUCGGGCCGACCUACUACCAGCGGCUCAAGCACAUGGUGGACGACAAGAUCCACUCGAGGGGGAGGGGCCCCGUGCAGAUCCUCACGAGGCAGCCGGCCGAGGGGAGGUCGAGGGACGGUGGCUUGAGGUUCGGGGAGAUGGAGCGCGACUGCAUGAUAGCCCACGGGGCCUCGCACUUCCUCAAGGAGCGGCUGUUUGAUCAGAGCGACGCGUAUAGGGUCCACGUGUGCGAGAGGUGCGGGCUCAUCGCCAUUGCUAAUUUGAAGAAGCUUAGCUUCGAGUGCAGAGGAUGCAAGAACAAAACAGAUAUUGUUCAGAUAAAUAUACCUUAUGCCUGCAAGCUUCUGCUCCAAGAACUCAUGUCCAUGGCGAUUUCUCCGCGGCUACUGACGAAGGAUGUUCAAACUGCCAAGGAACAGAAGAGGAGAGGCGGAUAGCCGCAGAUACGAUUCUCAACCAAACAAGGCAGUCUUGUACAGUGGCAAUAAGGAAACUGUUCUUGAACAAAAUGUGUUCCAUGAGGUACGAAAAUGACCUCCAAAUCAGGAACAUGCUUCUUCACCAUUCCACUUUUGAUGUAAUGAUCAAAUCCUGCAAAUUUCAAGGCAUAGUCCUCCUCUCCCAUGAUCAACAGCCCUGGGGCUUCAACUCUCAGCUCAUCAACUCCAUACCCUUCCAGCCACGCCCUGCGCAGAGGCGAAACACGAGAUACGUGACAUACACAAACGCAGGCGAUGGCAGAGAAAACCCCGGUGUUUUUACCUGUAGGGAACCUGGAGUGCUGUCUGGUAACCGGAUUUCUCGUACAGCUCUCCGUAGACUCGGAGAUCUUCCUCGGUGAACCAGGCGGGCAACGGGGCAGACUCGUCUACCAAAUCCAUGAUUUCUUGAUCCUCUGAGGCCACCUGGAGCUCACUUGCAGUGAACAUGAUGUAGAUCUUCUUGAACACAGUUUUCGCGUCGAAUCGCCCGAAAUCUUUCUCAGCUCUCCCUUCUUCCUGCACAUUCAGUAAAGUAAAACAGGCAUUUCAUCGAACAGUUGUUGGGCCAGUUUAUUUUCGCCGUUGGAAAAGUAGUCGGAUAUCAUAGUGUUGUAGGUGACCUCACUUUUGCGAGGCAUGGAGUUGAAUAAACACAAUGCGGCGUCGCAUUGGCCAUUGCGCAUGUGGUUUCUGAUAGCUACUGUGCAUUUCACUACGUCGGAGUCUGUAAAUUUGAACGCAAUAUGUGCAUUUAAAUUAUUCAUAAAUUAUUAUAUUACUGUAAUUUUUAUUAAUAUCACCGGUUUAUUAUACUGAGAAUGGAACAUCUUCAGC
Messenger RNA from Salvia miltiorrhiza (redroot sage), 4750 nucleotides. Its product is annotated as DNA-directed RNA polymerase II subunit RPB2-like. Gene Ontology annotation, molecular function: DNA binding; ribonucleoside binding; DNA-directed RNA polymerase activity. Gene Ontology annotation, biological process: DNA-templated transcription. The record is from RefSeq and is a predicted model, not a curated record. Bases 281 to 3871 code for a protein of 1196 amino acids. The transcript is spliced from 27 exons. Gene Ontology annotation, cellular component: RNA polymerase II, core complex. NCBI's taxonomy places the organism in Eukaryota, Viridiplantae, Streptophyta, Magnoliopsida, Lamiales, Lamiaceae.